Gymnodraco acuticeps is the source of this 5088-nucleotide messenger RNA. Its product is annotated as zinc finger protein 845-like. The record is from RefSeq and is a predicted model, not a curated record. Bases 539 to 4213 code for a protein of 1224 amino acids. NCBI's taxonomy places the organism in Eukaryota, Metazoa, Chordata, Actinopteri, Perciformes, Bathydraconidae. The transcript has 5 exons.
AAGAGAGCGGGAGUAGCAGCAGUGAUCAGUCUGUCUCCAGUUAGCUGUGUAACAAAGCCCUGAGGAAACACAGCGACCUCCCAAGGAACCGCCUGCCUGUCUGCCUCAUUUCAGAGUGGGUUAUUGAAGCCGAAGCCUGGUGCUUCAGUCCGGGAAGACUGCAGAGAGUCCUCCCCUGUAUUCCUCCACUACGGUCUGGGAGCAGCAUCUAUCUCCACUGUUGCUGUAACCAUGUUAAUGUCCCUCUGUGGGACCAAUAAAGGACUUCUGAUUCUGCGGACAGACAGAAGAGAGGGGGGGGAGGGCGAUCGUCUUCUUUUCCCGAAGAGUCCUCUUCCUCGUAGCCCACCGUAUCCCAGGAUGCAAUGCGCGCCGGUGACGAGGAAACAAACAAAAUGUCGGUUGGUCUCAGAGAGAAAGCAGCACGUGAGGAGUAACUGAUAAACGACAAUUCUGGAGGACUGGAGAUAGAGCUGCCACCCACACCGGACCCCCCUUGGUGAUAUUGUCAUAUCAUAUUCACAACUACGGUGUAGUUAUGCUAUGCAAAUACGUCCAGCAGCUGGUGGUGGUUAAAGAAGAGGUUCCCCCUGAGCAGCAGGAGUGGAGCUCCAGUCUGGACCAGGAGGACCCAAAGCCUCCCCCACACAUUAAAGAGGAACAGGAGGAACUCUGGAGCAGUCGGGAGGGAGAGCAGCUUCAAGAGCUGGAGGAGGCUGAUAUCACCAAGUCCACAUUCACUCCUGUCCCUGUGAAGAGUGAAGAUGAUGAAGAGAAACCUCAGUCCUCUCAGCUUCAUCAAAGACAAACUGAACACCUUGAAACAGAAGCUGAUGGAGAGGACUGUGGAGGACCAGAACCAGCCAGGAACUCAGAUCCAGAGAGUAAUUUACAACCAGAGACUGAGGACAACCCAGGAGACUCUUCUGAACCUGACACUGAAGACAGGGCUGAUUGGAAGGAAUCCAGAGAACCUGUGUCAGCUUCAAAGUCUGCGAAAAACAAACAAGAGCCUGUCAGUGAUUCAAGACCUAGUGCUAGAGAGAAACGCUUUAGAUGCUCUCAGUGCGGGAAAGAAAAUUGCAGCAAGAUACAUCUGAAUAGACCCAUGAGCACACACACAAGAGGGAAACCAUUCAGCUGCUCAGUUUGUAACAAUUCUUUUACUCAGAAAUCAAGUUUACAGACACACAUGAAAAUCCACACAGGUGAGAAACCAUUCAGCUGCUCAGUUUGUAACAAUUCUUUUACACAGAAAGGAGGUUUAAAGAGACACAUGAUAAUCCACACAGGAGAGAAACCAUUCAGCUGCUCAGUCUGUGAGAAAUCAUUAACACAUAGAGGAGAUUUAAAUAGACACAUGAGAAUCCACACAGGAGAGAAACCAUUCCAUUGUAGUUUUUGUGAUAAAAGAUUUAUCCGGGGUACUCUGGUCAAAACCCAUAAGUGUGUUGGUCGUCAGUCCUCACAGCUUCAUCAAACUCAAACUGAGGAGAACAGAGAGGCAGAGCCUCCAGCCAGCAGCUCAGCUGAACACAUGGAAACAGAAGCUGAUGGAGAGGACUGUGGAGGACCAGAACCAGCCAGGAACUCGGAUCCAGAGAGACAUUUACAACCAGAGACUGAGGACAAUGACACAGAUGACAUAUUCUGUUCAUUUUCAGACGUCCAGCAGCUGGUGGUGGUUAAAGAAGAGGUUCCUGCUGAGCAGCACGAGUGGAGCUCCAGUCUGGACCAGAAGGACCCAGAGCCUCCCCCACACAUUAAAGAGGAACAGGAGGAACACUGGAGCAGUCAGGAGGGAGAGCAGCUUCAAGGGCUGGAGGAGGCUGAUAUCACCAAGUCCACAUUCACUCCUGUCCCUGUGAAGAGUGAAGAUGAUGAAGAGAAACCUCAGUCCUCUCAGCUUCAUCAAAGACAAACUGAACACCUGGAAACAGAAGCUGAUGGAGAGGACUGUGGAGGACCAGAACCAGCCAGGAACUCAGAUCCAGAGAGACAUUUACAACCAGAGACUGAGGACAACCCUGGAGACUCUUCUGAACCUGACACUGAAUACAGUGCUGAUUGGAAGGAGACCAGAGAACCAGGUUCAAACUCUCAGAUAAAUAAACAAGACUCUGUCAGUGAUUCAAGACGUAAUUCAGGAGAGAAACAAUUCAGCUGCUCAGUUUGUAAAAAAUAUUUUAAACAGGGAGGACAUUUAAAUGACCACAUGAGAAUCCACACAGGAGAGAAACCAUUCAGCUGCUCAAUUUGUAAGAAAUCUUUUGCAGUGAGAGGAAGUUUAAAGGACCACUUUAGAAUCCACACAGGAGAGAAACCAUUCAGCUGCAGUAUUUGUGACAAAAGAUUCACCUGGAGGUAUAAGGUCAAAAGCCAUACGUGUGUUGGUCGUCAGUCCUCACAGCUUCAUCAAACUCAAAGUGAGGAGAUCAGAGAGGCAGAGCCUCCAGCCAGCAGCUCAGCUGAACACAUGGAAACAGAAGCUGAUGGAGAGGACUGUGGAGGACCAGAACCAGCCAGGAACUCAGAUCCAGAGAGACAUUUACAACCAGAGACCAAGGACAACGACAAGGAUGACAUAUUCUGUUCAUUUUCAGACGUCCAGCAGCUGGUGGUGGUUAAAGAAGAGGUUCCCCCUGAGCAGCAGGAGUGGAGCUCCAGUCUGAACCCGGAGGACCCAGAGCCCCCCCCACACAUUAAAGAGGAACAGGAGGAACUCUGGAUCAGUCAGCAGGGAGAGCAGCUUCAAUGGCUGGAGGAGGCUGAUAUCAUCAAGUCCAUAUUCACUCCUGUCCCUGUGAAGAGUGAAGAUGAUGAAGAGAAACCUCAGUCCUCUCAGCUUCAUCAAAGACAAACUGAACACCUGGAAAGAGAAGCUGAUGGAGAUGACUGUGGAGGACCAGAACCAGCGAGGAACUCAGAUCCAGAGAAACAUUUACAACCAGAGACUGAGGACAACCCUGGAGACUCUUCUGAAACUGACACUGAAGACAAUCCUGGAGACUCUUCUGAACCUGACACUGAAGACAGUGCUGAUUGGAAGAAGACCAGAGAACCAUGUUCAAACUCUCAGAGAAAUAAACAAGACCCUUUCAGUGAUUCAACACGUAGUGCAGGAGAGAAAACAUUCGACUGCUCUUCGUGUGAGAAAACGUUUACACAGAGAGGAAAUCUAAAUCGGCACAUAAGAAUCCACACAGGAGCGAAACCAUUCAGCUGCUCAGUCUGUUCGAAAUCUUUUGCACAGAGAGGACAUUUAAAGUGCCACAUGAGAAUCCACACAGGAGAGAAACCAUUCAGCUGCAGUGUUUGUGACAAAAGAUUCACCCGGAGUCGUUCGGUCAAAAUCCAUAAGUGUGUUGGUCGUCAUUCCUCACAGCUUCAUCAAACUCAAACUGAGGAGAACAGAGAGGCAGAGCCUCCAGCCAGCAGCUCAGCUGAACACAUGGAAACAGAAGCUGAUGGAGAGGACUGUGGAGGACCAGAACCAGCCAGGAACUCAGAUCCAGAGAGACAUUUACAACCAGAGACUGAGGACAACCCUGGAGACUCUUCUGAAACUGACACUGGAGACUCUUCUGAAACUGACACUGCAGAUUCUACUGAAACUGACACUGAAGACAGUGCUGAUUGGAAGAAGACCAGAGAAACAGGUUCAAACUGUCAGAAACCUAAAAAAGACCCUGUCUGUGAUUCAAGACGUAGUGCAGGAGAGAAAGCAUUUGGCUGCUCUUUGUGUGAGAAAAGGGUUGGACAGAAAGGAAAUGUAAAAGAUAAUGUGAGUAUCCAUACACGAGAGAAACCAUUUAGCUGCUCAAUUUGUAAGAAAUCUUUUGCAGUGAGAGGAAGUUUAAAGGACCACAUUAGAAUUCACACAGGAGAGAAACCAUACAGCUGCAGUGUUUGUGACAAAAGAUUUACCUGGAGUCAUUAUGUCAAAAGACAUAAGUGUGUUGGUCGUCAGUCCUCACAGCUUCAUCAAACUCAAACUGAGGAGAACAGAGAGGCAGAGCCUCCAGCCAGCAGCUCAGCUGAACACAUGGAAACAGAAGCUGAUGGAGAGGACUGUGGAGGACCAGAACCAGCCAGGAACUCAGAUCCAGAGCGACAUUUACAACCAGAGACUGAAGACAACCCUGGAGACUCUUCAGAACCUGACAUUUUCCAAGUCAAAUCUGCAUGUGUAACAAAAAAAGAGGACAAUUAAUUAGUCCUUCGAGAAUUCACAUGAAAACAUCUGUCUGGCUGUAUAAACUGUUUGACAAUAUUUAUAUAUGACUUCAUAUAAACUCUUUUUCAACAGAAGUUUUGAAUAUGUUUAAUGUUUUGUCAUACUACGUUUUUGAUUUAUACUAUAACAACUGACUGAUUAAUCUGUAAUCUGUUUGGUUAAUGAAAAGUUGUGACUUGUAACUUCCAUUGGGAUGUUUUUGAUAGUUCCUGUUGAGUUAUCAGUCUGUUCUGGUCUAAAAGAAGAACCAAUGACUUAUUGAUAUAGAGAAACUGUACGAUGUUUUCAGUUUUAUUCUGUUCUAUUUUGCUUAUAUUAUCAAACCAAACUAACCUGCUACUAUUAGAUCCCUUGCAUAUUUGAGUUUGUUUAAGCAUGCGUUAUCAUCUCACUUUCACCUGGUCUGCUCUUGUUAUCUAUAUCUAUUGGACACUACUGUCUAUCAAAUUGUAAGUAUUACUUCAUGAAUUUUACUUAACAGACUGUACGUGGUUUGUCAUGUUUUGCUUUCUGUUAUUUUGUUCAUGUCUGUAAGUUGUUGCUUCUGUCGGGACCCCCUUGAAAACGAGAUGGUGCAUCUCAAGGGGUUUAUCCUAAUAAAUACAUUUCUAAAUAAAAGAGAAAUGCCUUCGAAACAGACUCAAAUCCCUGCAUAUUGUUUGUGUUCACAGAUUACAUUCAGCUCAUUUGGAGUUCAGAGUUAAAAUGGAUUUUUAGGAUUAUUCCUGCUUUUUGAAACUAGUACGGGCUCAUGUGUUUCAUUGUUGGUGUUCUGUUAAAUGAAAAUUGAAGUCCUUUCACCUCCGUUGAAUCAGAGUGGAAGCAGAAAUAAAAUACUUGUUCAUAUCAAA